ACUUCACACAAAACUGACCACGAGUCAGAGACACACAGACACACACAAACGUGGAACUGGUGUUUUGUUUUCAUGGCUUAAUUGGAAGAUGACCAAGCGGGCGACACGGAUUAAUUGUGGAUUAUACUUGGGAGGCUAAGAAAAAUGUCUCUUGAGUGAUUUGAGUGUGACACAUGGACUGUCCACCAUGUCCUGGUACGACGUAACAGUUAAAAAACUUGGCUUUCCUACCAUUGAGUUGUUUGUUAAGGCAGGAAGUGACGGGGAGAGCAUUGGUAACUGUCCAUUCUCUCAGAGACUCUUCAUGAUCCUGUGGCUUAAAGGAGUCAUCUUCAACGUCACCACUGUGGACCUCAAACGAAAGCCGGCUGACCUGCAGGACUUGGCUCCAGGAACCAACCCUCCGUUUGUGACCUUCAACGGCGAGGUCAAGGUGGACGUCAACAUGAUCGAGGAGUUCCUGGAGGAGAAACUGACCCCCCCGCGCUACCCCAGACUGGCUCCCAAACAUCGAGAGGCCAACACAGCCGGCAUCGACGUGUUUGCAAAGUUCUCAGCUUACAUCAAAAACCCGAGAAAAGACACCAACGACGUCUUAGAGAAAGCCUUGCUAAAGUCUCUUCGGCGUCUUGACGACUUCCUUCGGACUCCCCUGCCUGAGGAGAUCGAUGCUUACGCCCCGGGCGACCUGCCCGAGUCUUCCAGGAGCUUCCUAGACGGGGCUGAGCUCACCCUGGCUGACUGCAACCUCCUUCCUAAACUACACAUCCUCAAGGUCGUAGCUAAGAAAUACCGCGGCUUUGAGAUCCCGGCGGAGAUGACGGGGGUGUGGCGGUAUCUCAACUGCGCCUAUCAGAGGGAGGAGUUCACCAGCACGUGCCCCGCCGAGCGGGAGAUCGAAUUUGCCUACCUGGAUGUAGCAAAGCAGAUCAAAUAAGGAGGCGAAGGAAAGAAUGGAGAUGGGUGAAUGCAAUAAAACAGGGAGGAAUGAAAAAGCAGUAGGUCUCUCAACAAUUGCUACAACAGAAAACGUGAAAAGCACCUAGAAGUUAGAAAUAAAGAGUAGUAGAAGAGACAGAAAUACGACUGUAAGGUGUCUGGGUGCAGCAAAUUGUGAAGAGUGGGAGGGAGGAGGAAGAUGAAGAGAUGCAAAAGCAUCAAAACAUCUAUUCAUUCUAUGUAUGCUGGUUGUAAGUGUGUGUGUGUGUG
This is a messenger RNA of Limanda limanda (common dab), 1209 nucleotides long. RefSeq names its product chloride intracellular channel protein 4. The coding region runs from base 188 to 937 and encodes 249 amino acids. The record is from RefSeq and is a predicted model, not a curated record. The transcript has 6 exons. Lineage: Eukaryota; Metazoa; Chordata; Actinopteri; Pleuronectiformes; Pleuronectidae.